Messenger RNA from Canariomyces notabilis, 660 nucleotides. RefSeq lists its product as uncharacterized. The record is from RefSeq and is a predicted model, not a curated record. The annotation marks the transcript as partial. NCBI's taxonomy places the organism in Eukaryota, Fungi, Ascomycota, Sordariomycetes, Sordariales, Chaetomiaceae. The transcript is spliced from 2 exons.
AAGACCUAUAGGGUCAAUCUUGCCGCACUCCAACGGAUCCGCUUAGACCAGCUCAAGGAAGAACUUGUUCGCCUUUCGACGGAGAUCUAUUUCAAGCCCAAGGAGCCCAUAGGCUGGGCUGCCACCCUGAAGGAAUAUGGCAUGUUGCAAGCGCUGCAAGACUACGAUUAUAUGGAGCUUCGCGCCCAGCUGCCCGACGACCCGUUCUACAUCAGCGGUGAAAGCUGGCUACAUCGCAAGCUGCUGGAGCACUAUCUCAAAAAACCCAGUCGGGACGGACAGAGACUUCAAUCGAGUUUUGAAUCUACUGGAGUUUGGGAAACAAGCGCAACCGACCCGGAGGCGGCGGGAAAUAAUCGACGCGUUAAUUUCCGCCGCAAGUGGUGGAAGGGUUUUCGAGAGAGACUGGGAAUGGCAGCAUUAGGGGCAGUAAUGCUGAUGGCACCCAUGUGGUUGAUGGUUUUGCACAACACACUCUGGACAGCCCUGGUUUCAACUACUUCUUUCGUGCUGACUUUUGGAGUGCUGAGCGCUGCGUUCAUGAACAGCUUGGUAGAGGUUCUUUCAAGCACAGCAGCAUAUGCGGCAGUGUUGGUCGUUUUCGCUGGUCUCAUUACUGAGCAUGACAGGUUCAAUACUGGUACACAGGCUUCAACUUGA